GGGACGUAUAGGUAUCUGUCUUGGCCACACCCACCAAGAUCUAGACGCACCUGUACUGCAGCAGGAAGCGACAGCUCGGACUUUACUGUCUGUAACAUUAAUGUAAAUCCUACUGGUGUUUCAGCUGCUUCAAACUUUGACCGGGAUCAUGGUCAGAAAACAAAUCUGGAUCAUCUGCGUCCUGCUGUGUCUUAUUUCUGGGAUCGACAACAACGACCUCUCCAGUGAGCUGAUCUCUCAACUUGCCAAGUACUCCAUUGUAAAUCCGCAGGUGAUUCACAGAUGGUCCAGGAGCAUCAACAGACCGCCACAGCCUGAAGAGAAAGAUGGAGGGGAGAGGAUAUCGUACGCACUCUCCAUAAACAACACACAGCACCUGCUUCAUCUAAAAUCCAACAGAGACUUCUUACACCCAAACCUUCUUCAGUAUGAGGUAGCUGGUGAACACAACUCCUCAUUAAAACGACACGUGCAUUGCUAUUACCACGGCGAGGUGGAGGGAUAUGAGGAUUCAAUGGUGGCGCUCAGCACAUGCUCUGGCCUCAGGGGCGUGAUCGUCUUUGGAAACGAGACCUAUGGGCUGGAGCCUUUGCCGCAGUCUGAGACCAAUGAGCACGUUCUCUACCUGCUGAGGGACAUCAAGUCAGAGCCCGUCAUCUGCGGCGUCGUCGACGAGGCAGCAUCCACGCAAAGCCACGAGGCCUUUGGCCCAGGUCAAUCGUUGACAUCUCUGCUGCGGAGGAAGCGCACCUUACCACAAACCAGUUAUGUGGAGUUGGUGCUGGUUGUUGAUAAUCUCAGGUAUAAUUUCAAGAAAAAGAAUGAGACAGCGGUUCGAGAAGAAAUGGUGCAAAUGGCGAAUCUACUGGAUGGGUAUUACAAACACCUGAACAUCCGCGUUGUGCUCGUGGGCCUGGAGAUCUUUAAGGAGAGUAAUCCUUUUAGUGUGGAUGGCUCUGCAGGAGACGUGCUGGGGGGCUUUGUAAAGUGGAGGAAGAAUACUCUGAUACCAAGGCUCAAGCAUGACAUUGGUCAACUCAUCGUUGGUCAGCCCAGCCCAUACGGCGGGGGCGUGUUAGGCAUGGCCUUCGUGGGCACCGUCUGCUCCGUAGCGACCUCUGGAGGAAUCAACGUGUACAGCGACAACAACCUGAAUUUCAUCUCCACUGUUGUGGCACACGAGAUGGGACACAACCUGGGCAUGGGUCACGACGACAGCCGCUGCAACUGCGAUGGAAAAAGUUGCAUUAUGGGAGCUGGUGCCAGCGGCGCCACCAGCUUCAGCCGCUGCAGCGAACAAGACUUUGAGGGGCUGGUGCUCCGUGGAGGAGGCGUGUGUCUGAGAAACCAGCCCUCGUCGUCUGAUGUGGUCGGUACCGCUGAAUGUGGCAACGGUCAGCUCAAUAAAGGAGAACAGUGUGACUGUGGAAAACCAGAGGAAUGCAAUAAUAAAUGCUGUGAUCCUGCCACUUGCAAAUUUACACAAGGGGCCGCCUGCGCUGAGGGAGACUGCUGUGACAACUGUCAGAUCAAAGUUGCUGGAACACCGUGCAGGACAUCUGUCAACACCUGUGACCUUCCUGAAUACUGUGGAGGCAACAGUGGGUCCUGUCCCGAUGACUUCUACAUCAUGGACGGCCUGUCUUGCCAAAACAAUGCUGCGUACUGUUACGAAGGCAGAUGCCAGACAUAUGAUUAUCAGUGCAAAUAUCUCUUUACACCAGAUCCAGCUAAAAAGGCGGCAGAUAUUUGUUAUCAUCAUGCAAAUACUGUAGGAAACGCAUUUGGAAACUGUGGCAUCACCAGCAAAGGAGACUACAUCAAAUGUACUGUAGAAAACUCCAUGUGUGGAAAAGUGCAGUGCACUGAUGUGAACGCCAACAACCCCCCUCCUGGCGCCCAAGUCAGCAUCCAAAUAGUUGACGGUGUAUAUUGUAUAAAUGCAGACUUUAACCUCGGCACAGAUGUGUUAGAUCCUGCCUACGUUAACCCCGGCAGCCCUUGUGAAAAAGGAAAGACCUGCUUGGACUUCAAGUGUGUGAAUGCUUCUGCUCUGUUGCCCGACUUGGACUGUGACGCUCAGACCACCUGCAACGGCCGAGGGGUUUGUAACGACCAAGGACACUGUCACUGUAACAACGGGUGGGCGCCGCCGAACUGUGACAAGUCAGGACGAGGUGGCAGCAUUAACAGUGGUCCAGCUCAGAUAGACUACUCUGUCAGGAAUGGCCUGUUGAUCUUCUUCCUGCUGGUGGUUCCCGUCGUGGUUCUCGUCAUUCUGGCGCUGCUCUACGUCUUCAGGAGAAAUUCCCUGGACAUCUGUUUGAAAAGAGGCCGCAAGUCACAUAAUCCUCAAAGAGAAAAUGCAAAUGGACAGUCAAACACAAAUGUUCAAACAAGUGCCACAAUGCAGCUCCCAGCACACACUCCUCCUAAUGAGCCUGGAAAUCCAUCGGAUACCUCAGCUCCAAUUUCUGGUUUCAGAUAUGGAGAAAUGGAUUACUGGAAUACAGAAACGAGCACUGCCCCUGCACAACCAGCGGCUCCGAGGCAGGGCCCCGGAGUGCCCAGACCAAUCCCUCCAAGGCAGCCACCGAAUUGAUUCCCAUUUCAUACAAAAUAAUCAUAUUCUAUUUUAUUGAUAAUCUAUGGAGUUAACAACAGCUUGAUACAAUAUGAAGAGAUUUUUAAAUCACUGUGACAGUAACAGACUCACUGUAACUUGUUUCCAGCAACUUUAUCAGGUCGAUGCGGUGGUGAUGGAGGCUGUUAAGAUGUGUAAAUAUGUAUUGGUAUGAGUGUGUUUUAUUAGAUUUCCAUACAUCACUUAUUACAAAUAUGUGCAUUUAAAAUGUCAUGAAUAAAUAUUUUGUAACUCAA
This is a messenger RNA of Paralichthys olivaceus (Japanese flounder), 2880 nucleotides long. RefSeq names its product ADAM metallopeptidase domain 9b (gene adam9b). Gene Ontology annotation, molecular function: metalloendopeptidase activity. Gene Ontology annotation, biological process: proteolysis. Gene Ontology annotation, cellular component: plasma membrane. Lineage: Eukaryota; Metazoa; Chordata; Actinopteri; Pleuronectiformes; Paralichthyidae. The record is from RefSeq and is a predicted model, not a curated record.